AAUCUGUGAAGGGUGGACUAGCCAUGAUGUAAACUUAUUCAUCCAAAACCUAAAUCUUUAUCUCUCUCUCUCGAGAUUGAUAUAGAAAUGAUGCUUUCUUUUCACAUAUGGGUUUCCUUUACAUUUAGCUAUAACUUCAUGGGAGAAGGGAAAGGUGGGAAAGGUUUUAUAAAAAAGAGUGUUAUAAUUUUUUUUUUACCAGAAAAUUAAAUCUUUGUUAAAAGCAAAUAGACAAUAAAGAAAAGAGGAGAUUUUUCUGGGGUUUGGAGAAGAGAACAAAAGAAAAGACAGAAAGUGCAACGUCAGAGUUCAGCCUUAGGGUUCCCUUUGGUUUUGUGUGGUAUAUUGUUUUGGACUCCUUCUCGAUCACGCAGAGGAUAUACCCAAUCCUCAUCCACAUCUCUCUCUCUCUCUCUCUCUCUCUCUCUCUCAGUUUUCUGAACUGGUUUUCUCUUUCCCUCUUUUGUUUUUGUUCAUAUUCGUGUGGUUAUAGCCGUAUUUUCUUGGUAUAGGAAGCAGGUUUUAUUGAAAAAUCAAGAAAAAAGAAGUGGCUUAAGGAUCUUGAUUCAGUUCUUGUUAAUAGUCUUUUGUUCUCUCUCUCUCUCUCUCUCUCCUUGUUUCUUUUGAGUUAUCAAAAAAGCUAAAUUGUCUCUUUGGUUGAAGCCAAACAAAGAAGAAACUAUCAAGUUGAAUGAUAAGGGUUACUAGUUUUAAAGACUAGCUGCUGCUAUAUUCUAAGCAUUUGAGAAAUCAGUUUCAGCUUCUUUAUAUUUGGGGUUAUUUCUCUUUCCAGUUCUCCCUUAUUUUAGCUUUUUCUAGUUUGGAUUUUUCUCUUUUAUCUUGUAUUCUUUGUCUUUAGAUCUUUCAUACCAUUUUUUACAUAUUAAGAAUACCGGAAGAUCCAUGGCCCAUGAUGCAACCUUAAGCUUUCUAGAACUGCUUAUCUAAGAGAAGAAGAUGAUGAAAGGUUUGAUGUUUCAUCAGCAAAAUCAACCACAAGAGGAAAGCAUGUCUAAUUUGACUUCAGCUUCCGGCGAAGCAAGCGUUUCUUCAGGCAACAGAAAUGAAACUUGCACCAACUAUCCUCCUCAACAAUACGUCGCUCCUCCAGCUCCUCAAAUUCAACCUGUCAAGAAGAAGAGAAACCUGCCAGGAAAUCCAGACCCAGAUGCAGAAGUGAUAGCCUUAUCACCCAAGACUCUAAUGGCAACAAAUAGAUUUGUAUGUGAGAUCUGUAAUAAGGGAUUUCAAAGAGAUCAGAAUCUUCAGCUUCAUAGAAGAGGGCAUAAUCUGCCAUGGAAGCUGAAGCAAAGAACAAACAAGGAGGUAAGGAAGAAGGUGUAUGUCUGCCCAGAAUCUAGCUGCGUCCACCAUGACCCAUCAAGGGCUCUUGGUGACCUGACAGGAAUCAAGAAGCACUUUUUCAGAAAGCAUGGUGAGAAGAAGUGGAAAUGUGACAAGUGCUCAAAGAGGUACGCAGUUCAAUCAGAUUGGAAGGCUCACACCAAGACCUGCGGCACUAAGGAAUACAGAUGUGACUGUGGAACCCUUUUCUCAAGGAGGGACAGUUUCAUCACUCACAGAGCUUUCUGUGAUGCCUUAGCAGAGGAGAAUGGAAGAGCUAUCGUAGGCGCACCAAACUCAGUACUCCACUCCGCUCAGCCCGCUCCAGGUUCUUCAACUAGUCAUAAUAUAAAUCUCCAAAUGCCCCAAUUCAAUGCUACCAGUACUCAAGGCUUGCAUGCAUUUUCACUUAAAAAAGAGCUACAAAGUUUUAGUCUAAGGCCAGAGUUACCACCAUGGCUUGCUUGCCCUCCAGGACUAGGGGCUGGGGCUGGUCCUGGCCCACCACAUCAUUGGCAGAUACCCGUUGAUCAUCUCUCCUCCUCCUCAUCUUUGAUCCUUACCCAUCACCAAGAAUUGAGCCCAAACCCUAACCCUAGUCUUGGACCCGCUCUACCACAUUACCAUGCAGCUCCAUCCCCACACGUGUCAGCUACUGCAUUGCUGCAAAAAGCAACUCAGAUGGGCGCAACCAUAAGCGGUAAAACUGCCGGCUUGAUGAGACCCCACCACUACCAGCACGACGAACAAGCUCACGUGUCUUCCAAUUCUAGCAACAACAAUGCAAAUACAACUGGUUUUGGUCUGAAUUUGUCCUCACAUAAAGAGCUGCCAGGUGGCUGGUCAUUUGUUGAUGGCCUGCAGGCUCCUUUUGGGAAUAAAGCUGGACUUGCUGUUCCUUCUGGUUCUACUACUGCUGGUGCUAGUGGAGCACCCUCAGGUGCCCUUAUUCAAGAAAUGAUGAAUUCUCUAUCUUCUUCUUCUGGGUUUGAAGGGACUAACUCUUUCGAAGAUGCAUUUGUUAGCGGGGUUUUGAAUACUAAGAAAGGUGGGAACUUCCAUGACUCUCUCUCAAAAGCAACAACAAAUGAUAAUGGUGGUGGUAGUGGAGGAGGCGCUGGCGAGGGUUUGACUAGAGAUUUCUUGGGUCUUAGAGCUUUCUCUCAUAGUGAUAUACUGAGUAUGGCUGGUCUUGGCAAUUGCGUGAACGUUUCUUAUGAGCAACACAAGCAAUCACGUAGCCAUUCGUGAAGGAUAACAUUUGACGACUUGGGAGAAGGCGACGCAUAGAUUAAUGAGUCAAACUUAUAUAUUUAUAUAUAUAUAUAUAUAUAAUCAAAAGGUAAUUCCUCUAAGAGUCCACGUCCCAUAACCGAGACGAUUCAGUCACAUAUCGACCGAGAUGGUUAGGUUAGGUGAUAUUGAGUCAAACAUUACAUGAUUUAGACAAAAAGAGUUUGCAUUUUGUAUUUAAUAGGGAAUGACACUGGUAAUAUUUUCCUUA
Molecule: messenger RNA, 2848 nt
Organism: Hevea brasiliensis (rubber tree)
Lineage: Eukaryota; Viridiplantae; Streptophyta; Magnoliopsida; Malpighiales; Euphorbiaceae
Product: protein indeterminate-domain 7
Exons: 3
Coding region: 958-2595 (545 amino acids)
Cellular component (GO): nucleus
Molecular function (GO): DNA-binding transcription factor activity
Source: RefSeq, a predicted model, not a curated record